AUGUCUCCAGCCAAUCGGUGCAGAAAAUCUGAUUCAACGUCCGUGAAAAUAAGCAAGGACCAGAUGACUUCCCUGACUGAUGACUUGAUUUGUCCCAUUAGUUUGGAAUUGCCUUGCGAUCCUGUCAUCGCCGAGGACGGCCGGAUCUAUGAUAGGCCCUCCAUUGAGGAACAUUUCCAGAGCCAUCGUGGUGAUCUAAAAUCCCCCAUCACGAAUGAACAAAUGGGGAUUAAACUGCUACCAGCAGUUCAGCACCGCAACACUAUCGAAACCUUGGUGGCGGCUGGUGUCAUCUGGGGAGAUUUGGCAGCCAAGUGGAUUGAAAAGGUGAAAGAGAAGAAGGACACCGAAGAGCUAUUGAAGAAGGCAAAUUCAGGCAAUGCAGAUGCAAUGUAUGAAGCAGGAGCGAGAAAUUUUUAUGGACUACAUGGUUUCAAGCAAGAUUUCAAGUUGGGCAUUCAGUGGUACACCAAAGCUCACAGAGCUGGCAAUGUGCGCGCAACCGUUUUGCUGGGUGGAUAUUAUUUGAAUGGUUUUGGUGUCACCAAGUGCUGCACCAAGGGCAUGGUAUACAUGUCUGUUGCAGCUGGCCAAGGUUCCAAUAUAGCAGCAUACACCCUGGGAAUGGCCUUUGCAAAUGGCAGGCAUGGGUUCAAUGUGGAUAAAGCAGAGGCCAUUCAUUGGCUUGGAAAAGCAACUGAGGACUCUCCUCAUGACUGUUUGUCAUAUUCAUUCAAGCAUAGAACUCGGGUUUGGAUUGAUCAGCUCAAAACGUCUAAGAAGCCUCGAAUGACCAAACACACGAAUCAAGUAGAAGGGUGGUCGUCAAUUCUAAAUAAAUACGCAGAUUUUGAGUGCACCGUGAAAAUCAUGACCUAA
Messenger RNA from Seminavis robusta, 879 nucleotides. Lineage: Eukaryota; Bacillariophyta; Bacillariophyceae; Naviculales; Naviculaceae. The record is from the annotation of a GenBank genome assembly.